Messenger RNA from Pseudo-nitzschia multistriata, 1639 nucleotides. The record is from the annotation of a GenBank genome assembly. NCBI's taxonomy places the organism in Eukaryota, Bacillariophyta, Bacillariophyceae, Bacillariales, Bacillariaceae.
CAUUACAAUUCCCAACACGACAGGAUCGACCUUGUUCGGUACCGUGCAAGCAUCGAGCAACCAGCAACGCAACACAACGUAACGCAACGAAACGCAAAGCAGACCAACCGAAACCAAGCAUUCGAGAAGGGCACAUCCACAUCCACGGCGACAAGAUGAUGAACUCUACGACCGACGACGAGUUCGGCGCCAACCCCUUUCGCAUCGACGGGGGCGCCCAGCCCGACAUCUUCGCCCCGGUUCCGCAACAGCAGCAACAACAAGCGCAGCAGCCGCAGUUCGCCCAGCCCCCGCCCCUCCAGCAGCCGCAGUUUGCCCAGCCCCCGCCCCUCCAGCAGCAGCCGCAGUUUUCGCAGCCCCCGCCGCUCCCGCAGCAACCACAACAGCCACAAGCACCGCAGCAGCCGCAGUUCCUGCCGCAGGUCGUGCCAACCCCGGUGGCCCCGUCCAACCCCAACAUGCCGGCCGGCCUGAUGGCUCCCCCGAUGACCGCUGCCGUUCCGCAGCAGCAGCAGCAGCAGCAGCUCCCGGCGCAGCAGGCGGCACCCCUCGGGCUCUGGGGGAACUGCAAGGCGUGCCUGACCUUUGACUCGUACAAGGUCUAUUUCGACAUCGACGCCGACGACAUUGUCCGGCGGAUCCGGGGAUCCCUGAUGACCUUUUACAAACCGGAGCACUUUCGGAACAACAUCAUGGGGCCCGUCAAAACGGCCGAGCUCAAGGGACCCGAUUUGUACGGGCCCUUCUGGAUCACCAUGACGCUCAUUUUUUUCAUCGGGGUGAGUUUGGGUCUGUUCUGUUCUGUUCUGGUCUGUUCUGUUCUGGGCCCGAGACGUCAACUAGACCAGACCAGACCAGACGAGGAGAAGGCAAAAUUCUUCUUGGUUUGGGACCCCACCCGAUCGUAGCUCGCGCUGACCCGAUUUUUUUGUUUCUUGUGCUUCUUGCCCUCUCUUGGUGUUUCUUUCGCACUCGAUGCAACACAAUCACAAAACGACACAACGCAACGCAAUGCCAAACGAUCCGUCCGCCACGUAUGUCCCACAGGUCACGGCGAACAUCCACGGCUACGUCCACCGAAACGACGUCGAGGAAUUCGAUUACGACAUCAACCACCUGCUGCACGCCGCCUCGGUCCUGGUGACCUUUGCCUUUGCCCUGCCCGUGGUCCUGUGGAUGACCACCCACUGCUGCAUGUCCAUGAACGCGCUGCAGCUCGCGGAAUGGCUCUGCAUCUACGGGUACUCMCUGGUCCCCUACAUGCCGGCCGUCGUCCUGUCGAUCAUCCCCCUUUCCCUCGUCGCCUGGAUCACCCUGGGCAUGGCCACCGGGGCCUCCUGCCUCAUGGUCAUCCGGAACGUCGCCCCGGCCCUCCUGUCGUCGGACACCUCGGGGACCGGAAACGGGAUGGGGGGCCAGGCCAAGGGGCCGCCGAUCAUUCUGGUCAUCCUGGGCUGCCACCUGGUCUUUUUUCUGGUCCUCAAGUUCACCUUUUACCACUUUACGCCGGCGCACUCCACAGAGGCGCCCUUUGCGGCCCCCUCGAUCGCCCCGGUGGCGGCUCCCGUCGCGGCUCCCGUCGCGGCCCCCACCGCGGACCCGUGAGUUUCCGGAACGAGGGGUGCGGCCGAUCGAUGCG